This is a messenger RNA of Phyllostomus hastatus (greater spear-nosed bat), 4100 nucleotides long. It is a transcript of the gene ERCC6L, whose product is annotated as ERCC excision repair 6 like, spindle assembly checkpoint helicase. The record is from RefSeq and is a predicted model, not a curated record. The transcript is spliced from 2 exons. Lineage: Eukaryota; Metazoa; Chordata; Mammalia; Chiroptera; Phyllostomidae. Gene Ontology annotation, molecular function: DNA translocase activity; ATP-dependent chromatin remodeler activity; ATP binding. The coding region runs from base 56 to 3796 and encodes 1246 amino acids.
GGAGCGAGCGAAAUUCAAUCUCCGGCGGAGAUUCCUGGGACCUAACCCGAAAGUCAUGGAGGCGUCCCAGGGGUUUGUGGAAGCCGAGGCUUUAAGCCCAGAGCAGGCUGCCCGUUACCUGAGAUACGUGAAAGAGGCCAAAGAAGCAACUAAGAAUGGAGAUCUGGAAGAAGCAUUUAAACUUUUCCAUUUGGCAAAAGACAUUUUUCCCAGUGAAAAGCUAAUGAGCAGAAUCCAAAAACUACAGGAAGCCUUGGAGGAGUUGGCAGAUCCUGGAGAUGAUGAAUUCACAGAUGUGUGCAACUCUGGCCUGCUGCUUUAUCGAGAACUGCAUGACCAACUAUUUGAACACCAGAAGGAAGGUGUAGCUUUCCUAUACAGCCUAUACAGGGAUGGAAGAAAAGGUGGUAUCUUGGCAGAUGAUAUGGGAUUGGGGAAGACUGUUCAAAUCAUCGCUUUCCUUUCUGGUAUGUUUGAUGCUUCACUUGUGAAUCAUGUGCUGCUGAUUAUGCCAACCAGUCUUAUUAGCACAUGGGUAAAAGAAUUUGACAAGUGGACUCCAGGAAUGAGAGUCAAAACCUUUCAUGGUCCUAGUAAGGAUGAACGUACCAGAAACCUCAGUCGGAUUCAGCAAAGGAAUGGUGUCAUUAUCACUACAUACCAAAUGUUAAUCAAUAAUUGGCAGCAACUUUCAACCUUGAAUGGCCAAGAGUUUUUGUGGGACUAUGUCAUCCUUGACGAAGCACAUAAAAUAAAAUCUUCAUCUACUAAGUCAGCAGUAUGUGCUCGUGCUGUCCCUGCCAGGAACCGCAUCCUCCUCACAGGAACCCCAAUCCAGAAUAAUUUACAAGAACUGUGGUCCCUUUUUGAUUUUGCUUGUCAAGGGUCCCUGCUAGGAACAUUAAAAACCUUUAAAAUGGAGUAUGAAAAUCCUAUUACUAGAGCAAGAGAAAAGGAUGCAACUCCAGGAGAAAAAGCCUUGGGAUUUAAAAUAUCUGAAAACUUAAUGGCAAUCAUAAAGCCCUAUUUUCUCAGGAGGACUAAAGAAGAGGUACAGAAGAGAAAGGAAAGCAACUCAGAGGUCAGACCUUGUGAAAAGAAUCCAGAUGUUGAUGCCAUUUAUGAAAUGCCUUCCCUUUCCAGGAAAAAUGAUUUAAUUAUUUGGAUACGUCUUGUACCUCUACAAGAAGAAAUAUACAGAAAAUUUGUGUCCCUAGAUCACAUCAAGGAAUUGUUAAUGGAGACACGCUCACCUCUGGCUGAGUUAGGUGUCUUAAAGAAGCUGUGUGAUCAUCCUAGGCUGCUCUCUGCACGGGCUUGUCAUUUGCUGAAUCUAGGGGCUGUCAGAUUCUCUGUUCAAGAUGAAAAUGAAGAGGAAGAUUCCUCAGAUGUGGACCAUAUUGGUGAAAUAUCUGAUGAUACACUGAUGAAAGAAUCUGGAAAAAUGAUAUUUCUAAUGGACCUUCUUAAGAGACUGCGAGAUGAAGGGCAUCAGACUCUGGUGUUUUCCCAAUCAAGACAAAUUCUAAACAUCAUCGAACGCCUCCUAAAGAAUAGACACUUUAAGGUAUUGCGAAUCGAUGGAACAAUUACUCAUCUUAUGGAACGAGAAAAAAGAAUUAGCUUAUUCCAGCAAAAUAAAGAUUACUCUGUUUUUCUGCUUACCACUCAAGUAGGUGGUGUUGGCUUAACAUUAACUGCAGCAACCAGAGUGGUCAUUUUUGACCCUAGCUGGAAUCCUGCAACUGAUGCUCAAGCUGUGGAUAGAGUUCACCGAAUUGGACAAAAAGAAAAUGUUGUGGUUUAUAGGCUAAUCACUUGUGGGACUGUAGAGGAAAAAAUAUACAGAAGACAGGUUUUCAAGGACUCAUUAGUAAGACAAACUACUGGUGAUAAGAAGAACCCUUUCCGAUAUUUUAGUAAACAAGAAUUGAGAGAGCUAUUUACAAUCGAGGAUUUUCAGAUCUCUGCAACCCAGCUGCAGCUUCAGUCUUUGCAUGCUGCUCAGAGGAGAUCUGAUAAGAAACUAGAUGAACAUAUUGCCUACCUGUAUUCUUUGGGGAUAGCUGGAAUCUCAGACCAUGAUUUGUUGUACACACGUGAUCUCUCUGUUAAAGAAGAGCUUGAUGAGUUAGAAGAUUCUCACUAUAUACAACAAAGGGUUCAGAAAGCUCAAUUCCUGGUUGAAUUUGAGUCUCAAAAUACAGAGCUCUUAAUGGAAAGACAAAGAACUAGAAAUGAGGGGAUCUUGCUGAGAGAACUUGUAUUUACUUCUAAAAAAAGGGAGAAACGCCCUGAAGUGAAUAAACCACAACCUCAGCCUUCACUUCUUUUAACUACUCAUCAUACCCAGGAGGAAGAAAUCUGUUCCCAAAUGGCAAGUGUGAUCAUUGAUCUGCCUGAAGAGAGUGAGAAACACUAUCUUUCAAAUACAAAGAUGAGUGUUACCAUUGGACAAGAUGGUGGGCACCCACAUGAAAGGACAUUUGAUGCUGACUUUGUAGCUUUACCCAAGGAGUGUGCAAGUGUAGAAGAAAUUUGUACCAAUUCUUUAUUGGGAAUGACUCUACAAAAAGAGGCAUCACGAGAGGGGCCUACACAGGAGGUAGUGCAAGACAAUACUCUGGGAAGUUUUAAUUAUUUGCUUAGUGAAUCUGUUAGAGCUGAUCUUGGGCCAAAUCUAGAUGAACAAAAGGAUGAUGAGAUUUUACAUCAGUGUAAUCCCUGGCCUAUUAAUCCCAUAACAAAUGAAAAUCAAGAUACAGAAUCAAAUGCAUCUGUUAUUGAAAUAACUGAUGGUGACUUGUCAGCAUCCCAUAGUGCACUGCAGGAUGCUCAAGCAAAGGAGACCAAGUUGCAAGAGGAACCUUUAGCAUCUUCAUUACAGUAUAUGUGCGAUUUCAAUCUCUUCUUGGAAGAUUCUGCAGACAAUGGACAAAAUCUUGCUAGUCAGUCUUUGGAGCAUGUUGAGAAAGAAAAUAGCUUGUGUGGCUCUGAGGCAAAUUCUAGAGCAGAGUUUGUGCAUAGCAAAGCAGGGCUGAGUAUGGAUCUUUCUGAGGAAGAUGAUGAGUCAGAAGUAGUAAAUGUAAAGGUUAGAAGUAAAACAAGAAGGAUCGUUUCAGAUGGUGAAGAUGAACAUGAUACUUUUAAAGAUACUUCUAGCACAGAUCCAUUCAACACAUCUCCCCUUCAGUUCUUACCUAUAAAACAGUUUGAUGCUUCAACCCCCAAAAGUGGCACCAGUCCAUCUGAAAGGUUCUUUUCACCUAAAAUAGCUAAUAGUAUAAAUAAGUCUAUAAACUCUAGAAGAUCCCUGGCUUCUAGGAGGUCUCUUAUUAAUGUGGUUUUAGACCACGUGGAGGAUAUGGAGGAAAAACUUGAAACCAGCAGUGAAGCAAAGGUAGCUGAAGAUUAUCUGGAGGAAAGAACUGAGGAAAGCAGUGGUGAAGACUCGGACUGUACAGAAGAGGAACCUUCCGGAGAAACCCUGUCUCCAGAAAGUAAGUCCAGCUGCAUAACUACACCUAAGUCUGGUGCUCUAGCUCAGGAGACCUCUCCUGGUGACCCUGGGCUUUUGUCUGGUGGACAGUUGGUGGAUUCUCCUCAGGAUAAGGAUAAGGCAGGAGAGGCUGCAAAUGACUAUGAGACUCUUGUAAUGCGUGGAAAAGCAUUGAAAGAGUGUGGAAAAAUACAGGAGGCCUUAAACUGCUUAGUGAAGGCACUUGACAUAAAAAGUGCAGAUCCUGAAGUCAUGCUCAUGACUUUAAGUUUGUAUAAGCAACUUAAUACAACUUGAGAAUAACCUGUGUAUUGUAUUCCAAAACAAAACAGUAUGAGGUAAUUUGUUGUAGUUGGAGUCUUUGGGAUCAUGAAGCAUUCAGGCUUAAGGUGAGAGAGAUCUCAAAAGGCAAGUUUUGUUCCUAACUGUUUUGUAAAUUCUGCCUUUACCCACUGUUUCUGCGCCCCCCCCCCAUACAUAUGUUCUGAUAUUGUUUUAGGCAUGCGCUAUAAAUCUAAUAGAAUGUUAUUUUUAGAAAAUUUUUCUGUGAAAUUACUCUAGCCAUUUUAAAAUGUAUUCUGAAAAUGAUCACUUUUGUAUA